Molecule: messenger RNA, 1101 nt
Organism: Lacerta agilis (Sand lizard)
Lineage: Eukaryota; Metazoa; Chordata; Lepidosauria; Squamata; Lacertidae
Product: adenosine receptor A3-like
Exons: 3
Coding region: 73-1026 (317 amino acids)
Biological process (GO): G protein-coupled adenosine receptor signaling pathway
Cellular component (GO): membrane; synapse; dendrite
Molecular function (GO): G protein-coupled adenosine receptor activity
Source: RefSeq, a predicted model, not a curated record
CUUCUACAUUGGGCUCUUGCUCUGUGAGGGCACCAUAACUCAAAGUUGAAGAGGACUGAGAGAAGCUUGUCCAUGCAUCCUUUGCACAUUGUCUACAUCAUCGUUGAGGUGCUGAUAGCAGUGACUGCCACCUUAGGAAAUGCUCUCGUGAUCUGCGUGGUGAGAUGGAUCCCAGCCUACCAGAACACCACUUUUUACUUCAUUGUGUCCUUGGCACUGGCUGAUAUUGCCGUUGGGGUCCUUGUUGCCCCUCUGGCCGUUGUGCUAAGGUUGGAGGUUGUCCUCCACUUCUACGCUUGCCUUUUCAUCUGCUGCAUCUUGAUGAUUUUUUGUCACGCUUCCAUCAUGUCCCUGCUGGCUAUUGCAACAGACCGAUAUCUGAGAGUGAAACUGGCCAUACGGUACAAAGCAAUGGUCACACGGAGAAGAAUCUGGGUGGCUCUGAGUUUCUGCUGGAUCACGUCUCUGUUGGUGGGUCUCAUGCCCAUGUUUGGAUGGAACCUAAGGAAGUCUGAAAACCCCAUCUACUUGAAGUGUUCUUACCAAAAGGUGAUGAGCAUGGAUUACGUGGUGUACUUCAGCUUUUUCUCCUGGAUCCUUGUCCCACUGCUGAUCUUGUGUGCGCUCUACUCAGAGAUCUUCAACAUCCUCCAAACAAAGCUGAAACAAAAUGCAACAUCCACGAAAGGAACACGGAUCCUUUAUGGGAGGGAGUUCAAGAUGAUCAAAUCUUUGGCUCUGGUCCUCUUCUUGUUCAUUGUGUGCUGGCUGCCUCUGAUCAUUAUCAACUCCGUCUCACAUUUCUGCCAAACAUGUCGUGUCCCCCUGCCAGUGUUAGAUGUGGCCAUUCUGCUCUCCCAUGCCAAUUCUUCCUUAAAUCCCAUUGUGUAUGCCUUGAGGAUCAAAAGGUUCCGAAAAAUGUAUAUCCUGAUUUUGAAAACCCAUGUCUUCUGCCUGAAACAAGAACCAGACACAUCUAAAAUGGAGAACACGUUCUCGGAUCAGGUGAUAGAAGAAAGUAUCUGAAAAAACACUGAAAGAGCAUUUCCCCACCAAAAGUCCUUGUUUUCUUCCUUCCACAGUGUGAGUAUUUAAUAUGAC